AUGUGGAGUUUUGGCGUUCCGAACCUUGCAAGCAUCGAAGCUCUGGUCGAAAAGGAGGAUACAACUGUGGAAGCUGUUCUAGAUGAUCCAGCUUUCAUGGCAGCCAUUAGAAAUGGCAUUCCAAUGUUGAUAAACUUCUUAGUCAAACCACAGAAUAUCAAUAGACUCCUAGAUUUAGCAUUUAACGGAAUAACACCAAAUACUAAGCUACCUUCUAAAACAAUUCGUACAGCAGUUUCUGUUUUAUCAACAGGAAUUUCAAAUAUGAUGAACAGAUUACUUAAUACGCCAGAAUUUACAGCAAGAAUCAUCGAGUUUCCCAACACAGAAUACAGCGCAAAUCCAAGAGCUUGUGGUCAUUACUCGAAAAUCGUAGAAAGCCUUGCUAGAUUCAGCAACGGGAGCUUCCUCUCACAGCUUACAGGUCUUAAAGAGUUUCUCACUCGUAACAUCAAAUGCAUAGGCCUUAGAUACUUAUUAAUUUUCCUUUGCACAGAUUUCCCAGAUACAUUCAAAGCCAACGAGGAAUUAUUCUGCAAUUUAGCACAGUCGAUCACAGAAGAGAACGGCUGGUACACAAUUACAGCAAUUAAAGAAAUAAUCAAAUCAAAUAGCAAUUUUGCCAGCGAAUUAUGCAAUCCACAGUGCAUUACUCAUCUACUUACUGCUGCCUCUAACCAGGAGUUCAGCCCCAUGCUCCAAAUGGAAACUUUCAAUCUUAUCGGAAUGCUCCUUACAAAUAUCGACCAGCAGCCUGAUAUUAAGGAGAUAAUAUCACAGUCAUGCUCCAAUUACGAUUUCAGCCUCCCACACCCACAGAAUGUUUUAGCAGCCGCAUUAAAAGUUUAUGUUACAGACAAACCCGAAAUUCUCCUCAAAAUAUUCGACAAUACUACAUCUACAUUCCUCAAUGAUGGCAUUAUCAAGUCAUUCCAGGCAAUGUCUCAAGAUCAAAUCCAAGAUUUUGAAAAAACACAUAAUUUAACAUCACAGAUCAUAGAAAACUUCCCUAAGACCAAGACUAACUACCAUCUUACACUCCUUUCCAACAUUCUCAAUGAAAAAUUGUCAUCAAAAUCAGAAGAUUGGACAAACUUCGUUCAGAAGCAGCUUGCUGAGAGAAAUCAUAACAGAGAAAAGGUCUAUGGUGAGAAAUCUUCAACAAGUGAAGACGACGGAAAGAAUUCUGAUAAAGAUUUUUCAGAUUCGUCGAGCGAUGACAUUUCAUCCAGUUCUGACUCAUUAGAUUCAUCCAGCGAUGAAGAUGACGACGACGAUGAUGGAGAAUUCAUCAUAACUCACUCAGAUGACUCUUCACCAACAACAAAGAUUUCAUUCAAUGCUGAUGGUGAAGCAGAAGUCAUAACAUCCGAUGAAGAAGUCAUUAUUGUCGAAAAAGAAAACACUGAAAAUCAAAAUGAGGAAGAAUCGAAAUCUGAACAGCCAAAUUCAGAACAAAAUCAAGAAACAAAGGAAGAGGAACACAACAAUGACAAUGAAAAGAAGGAAGAUUCAAACGAAAAAGAAAAUCAAAAUUCUGAAUCUCCAAAACCAGAAAAUUCUGAAAAUUCAGAGGUACAGAAACCAGAAGACACAAAAAUUGAAGAGCCAAAGCCAGAGGAACAAAAAAGUGAAGAAUCAAACGCUGAUUCGAAGGCAGAGGAAAAUAUAGAGAAUAAGGCUGAACAGCAACCAGCUAAGGAAUAA
Trichomonas vaginalis G3 is the source of this 1707-nucleotide messenger RNA. RefSeq names its product serine/threonine-protein phosphatase 6 regulatory subunit family. The record is from RefSeq and is a predicted model, not a curated record. Lineage: Eukaryota; Parabasalia; Trichomonadida; Trichomonadidae. Gene Ontology annotation, molecular function: protein phosphatase binding; protein phosphatase regulator activity. Bases 1 to 1707 code for a protein of 568 amino acids. The transcript has a single exon.